AUGCGUGCACUUUUCCUCCUGGCCUCCUUGGGCUUUGUAGCAGCCGAGGAUGGGUUGAAUGGCUGGUUGCGUUAUGCACCAUUAUCGUGUUCGAAAUCAUGCCAUUCCAACCUUCCUUCUGCCAUUGUCACCCUCAACACAACCGAGAUAAGUCCGGUCUAUGUUGCAGGCUCGGAAUUGCACAAAGGGCUGAAGGGGGUUUACGGGAAAGAUGUAAAAGUCUCUCACAACUGCAAGGCAUCUUCCUCUAUCAUUAUUGGUACGGUUGAUCAAUAUCGCAAGGCUUGCGGCACUGUACGCAGCAUACCUGAGUUGGAAGAUGACGGCUUCUGGAUUAACACCAAAGGGAACUCUGUUCAGAUUCUGGGACAAAAUGAGAGGGGUGCACUUUAUGGUGCUUUCGAGUACUUGUCGAUGAUUUCUCAGGGAAAUUUCUCCGAGGUCGCCUACGCAUCCAAUCCCGCACAGCCCAUCCGCUGGGUAAAUCAAUGGGAUAAUAUGGAUGGAAGUAUCGAGCGUGGCUAUGGUGGUCCUUCUAUCUUCUUCAAGAAUGGAGAAAUCGUCCAGGACUUGACUCGGGUCGCCGAAUACGCUCGUCUCUUGGCCUCCAUCAGAAUCAAUGCUGUGGUCAUUAACAACGUCAACGCCAAUGCUACACUGUUGGACCCUAAGAACAUCGAUGGCUUUGGUCGAGUAGCUGAUGUCUUCAGGCCAUAUGGUAUCCAAAUUGGCAUGUCUCUCAAUUUCGCUUCUCCUCAAACAUAUGGCGGCUUGAGCACUUUCGAUCCUCUCGAUGAAUCUGUCAUUCAGUGGUGGUCAAAUAUCACUGCCCAGAUUUAUAAGCGUGUUCCUGACAUGGCUGGUUACCUUGUCAAGGCAGACUCUGAAGGCCAGCCUGGUCCACAGACGUACAACAGGACCCUCGCCGAUGCAGCAAACCUUUUUGCCAAAGAAGUUGAACCAUAUGGCGGUAUCGUCAUGUACCGUGCCUUCGUCUACAACCAGCUGAACGAAUCUGUCUGGACGGCAGAUCGCGCAAAGGCAGCAGUCAAUUUCUUCAAAGAGCUAGAUGGCGAAUUCGACGACAACGUGGUGAUCCAGAUCAAGUUUGGGCCUAUCGACUUCCAAGUUCGCGAGCCAGUAUCACCUCUGUUCGCGAAUCUACCUAAUACCAACAUGGCCAUCGAAUUGCAAGUGACGCAGGAAUAUCUUGGCCAACAGUCUCACUUGGUAUACUUGCCUCCACUUUGGAAGACCAUUCUGGACUUCGAUCUUCGCGUUGACCACCAGCCAUCGCUUGUUCGUGAUAUUGUGGCUGGCAAACACUUCAAUCGCAAACUGGGUGGAUCAGCAGCCGUGGUCAACGUUGGCACCAACACCACCUGGCUGGGCAGUCACCUCUCAAUGUCCAACCUCUACGCCUACGGUCGCUUGGCGUGGAGUCCAACAGAUGAUGCCCAGGAUAUCCUUCAAGACUGGAUUCGCUUGACAUUCGGGCUAGAUCGCAAAGUCAUAGACACGAUUACGCACAUGUCGAUGGAGUCCUGGCCCGCCUAUGAACAAUACAGCGGCAAUCUCGGAAUCCAGACUCUGACUGACAUCCUUUACACUCACUAUGGUCCUAACCCCGCCUCCCAAGACAACAACGGCUGGGGCCAAUGGACCCGUGCAGACCAAACCAGCAUUGGAAUGGACAGGACUGUGAAAAAUGGUACCGGAUACUCCGGCCAAUAUCCCGAUGAAAUCGCAGCCCGGUAUGAGAACAUCGAUACAACACCCGACGACCUCCUCCUAUGGUUCCAUCACGUCGACUAUACUCACCGUCUACACUCGGGCAAGACUGUCAUCCAACACUUUUACGAUGCCCACUACACAGGGGCAGAAACAGCGCAGACAUUCCUUACCCAGUGGGAGUCACUUGCAGGAAAGAUAGACCAAGAGCGAUACAACCACGUCCGUCGCUUCUUGGACUACCAAACCGGACAUUCGAUUGUCUGGAGAGAUGCGAUCAACGACUUCUAUCAUAAUCUCUCUGGUAUUCCUGACGAAGCCAAGCGCGUUAGUCAUCACCCAUGGCGCAUUGAGGCGGAGAGUAUGACUCUCGAUGGCUACAAGCCGUAUACCGUCACUCCCUUCGAAACCGCUUCGGGCUCUGUUGCAAUCGUCACCACGUCAAAUAGCACGGCUGGCACGGCGGUAACCAAAGUUCCAUUUGCUUCAGGCACGUACGAUAUCGCGGUCAAUUACUAUGAUCUCUACGGUGGUCAGUCUCGAUGGACCAUCUCCCUGAAUGACCGGAAGGUGGGCGAGUGGGUUGGAAAUAGUGAGGACGUCUUUAGCCAUACCCCCUCUAUCUAUCUGGAUGGGCAUUCCGCUACACGCAUCAAGUUCCGGGGCAUCAAGGUGAAGAAGGGCGAUACAUUGAAGAUUGUCGGUCAGCCUGAUGGUGUUGAAUCGGCUCCAUUGGACUAUGUGGCUUUCUUGCCAGCGGGGAUUGUAGAUUAG
This is a messenger RNA of Penicillium nucicola, 2505 nucleotides long. RefSeq names its product alpha-glucuronidase (gene aguA). Gene Ontology annotation, cellular component: extracellular region. NCBI's taxonomy places the organism in Eukaryota, Fungi, Ascomycota, Eurotiomycetes, Eurotiales, Aspergillaceae. Gene Ontology annotation, molecular function: alpha-glucuronidase activity. The record is from RefSeq and is a predicted model, not a curated record. The transcript has a single exon. Gene Ontology annotation, biological process: xylan catabolic process. Bases 1 to 2505 code for a protein of 834 amino acids.